AUGCCGAUUCCCAUGCCUGCCGGAGCCCUCUCGGUCGCUUUCCGGGUCCUGUGUCUGCGCUGCCUUCGGGCCAAAGCUCGGAGCGUCCCGGCGCAUGAUUGCGUCUGGUCUGCUUCGAGCUCAAAGUGCGAGUACUGCACUAUGCAGCACUCCACCUGUGUCCCGCUGCCCUGGUUCCUCGAUGAGGAAUACCACGCCCUCGUCGCCGCGGAAACUGCCAUCCCUCUCGUCGCCGCAGACAUCGCGGCCGCUGCCUCGGAGGCAAAUCGGGUGGCCCUCGUGGCUGCCCAAAGUGUUCCCAAGUUCCGUUCCGUCGCGGAGCGCGACUCCUACGAGGAGCUCGGCGCCACGCGCGCCGCCAUCGAGGCGGGUAUGGGUUUUGCUAUCAAACUCAAGAGCAAACUUGGAAAUCUCCUCCUCAAACCUACAAGUCACUAUACAUAUUUUGGCUUAUCACACCAACAACAAGAGCAAUACUACUCAACGAUUGCUACAACCAUCUAUGAUUCAUUACACGUCAUCGCUCCUUAG
Molecule: messenger RNA, 531 nt
Organism: Pseudogymnoascus destructans
Lineage: Eukaryota; Fungi; Ascomycota; Leotiomycetes; Thelebolales; Thelebolaceae
Exons: 3
Coding region: 1-531 (176 amino acids)
Source: RefSeq, a predicted model, not a curated record